Messenger RNA from Physcomitrium patens, 1182 nucleotides. Lineage: Eukaryota; Viridiplantae; Streptophyta; Bryopsida; Funariales; Funariaceae. The record is from the annotation of a RefSeq genome assembly.
AUGGCUAAAACCAAACAAAUCAAAAAUUUUACUUUGAAUUUUGGACCUCAACAUCCUGCUGCUCAUGGUGUUUUACGAUUAGUAUUAGAAAUGAAUGGAGAAGUUGUAGAACGCGCGGAACCGCAUAUUGGAUUACUUCAUAGAGGCACAGAAAAAUUAAUCGAGUAUAAAACUUAUCUUCAAGCUUUACCUUAUUUUGAUCGUUUAGAUUAUGUUUCUAUGAUGGCCCAAGAACAUGCUUAUUCUUUAGCUGUAGAGAAACUUUGUAAUUGUGAGGUACCAUUACGAGCUCAGUAUAUACGAGUGUUAUUUUGUGAAAUAACUCGAAUUUUAAAUCAUUUACUUGCUUUAACUACUCAUGCUAUGGAUGUGGGAGCAUUAACUCCGUUCCUGUGGGCCUUUGAAGAGCGAGAAAAACUUUUAGAAUUCUAUGAAAGAGUUUCAGGAGCCAGGAUGCAUGCCAGUUACAUACGACCAGGCGGAGUUGCACAAGACAUGCCUUUGGGCUUAAGUGAAGAUAUUUUUCUAUUUACACAACAAUUUGCUUCUCGUAUUGACGAAAUAGAAGAAAUGUUAACCAACAAUCGUAUCUGGAAACAACGAUUAGUUGAUAUUGGUACUGUCACUGCACAGCAAGCUUUGGAUUGGGGAUUCAGUGGUGUAAUGUUAAGAGGCUCAGGCGUAUGCUGGGAUUUGCGAAAAUCAGCACCUUACGAUGUUUAUAACCAAUUGAGUUUUGAUGUACCCGUAGGUACCAGAGGAGAUUGUUAUGACCGUUAUUGUAUUCGUAUUGAAGAGAUGCGACAAAGUAUUCGAAUCAUUAUGCAAUGUCUUAAUCAAAUGCCUAGUGGCAUGAUUAAAGCGGAUGAUCGUAAGCUAUGUCCUCCCUCACGAUCUCAAAUGAAACAAUCCAUGGAAUCUUUAAUUCACCAUUUUAAACUUUAUACAGAAGGUUUUUCUGUACCAGCUUCUUCUACCUAUACCGCAGUAGAAGCACCUAAAGGAGAAUUUGGUGUGUUUUUAGUCAGUAAUGGAACCAAUCGUCCUUAUCGUUGUAAAAUAAGAGCACCUGGUUUUGCUCAUUUACAAGGGCUCGAUUUUAUGUCUAAGCAUCACAUGCUAGCAGAUGUUGUUACCAUAAUUGGUACUCAAGAUAUUGUUUUUGGAGAGGUAGAUAGAUAG